AUGGCCGCCACCCCCGCGCGAGCUUCCACGCUCCUCGCAAACUUGACCGCCGUCUCGGCGCGCGUCACAGCUGCUGCAGCCCACUCCCCAACCCCCACCAAACCAGUCCGUCUAGUAGCCGUUUCCAAGUUGAAGCCCGCCUCAGACGUCCUAGCCCUGCACCAACCCCCCGCCUCGCAGCUACAUUUCGGCGAGAAUUACAUUCAAGAACUCCUCGAAAAGUCGAGAUUACUCCCAAACAGCAUCAAAUGGCAUUUUAUCGGUGGACUGCAAUCGAACAAAUGUGUUAUGCUCGCCCGUGAUGUACGCGGUCUUUGGGCCGUCGAGAGCGUAGAUACAGAGAAGAAAGCCACCCUCCUAGAUAAAGGAUGGGGAGAGCGAAAGCCCGAAAACACGAAUUUGCAUGUUGCAGAUUCCGAGGACGAUAAGCUCCGCAUCUACGUGCAGGUCAAUACAUCCGGCGAAGAGAAUAAGGCCGGUAUUGAACCGACUGCUGCUCCUGCAUUGGCUCGCUUUAUUAAGGAGAAGUGUCCUCGUCUGAAGCUGCAUGGUGUCAUGACUAUUGGCGCUAUUGCGCGGUCGAAGGAAACCACGCCGGAGAAUGAAAAUGAGGACUUCGUUUUUUUGCGGGAGACGAGAGAUCGCAUCGUUGCUGAUCUGGGGUUGACUGGGUCUGAGGCGGAGUUGGAGCUUAGUAUGGGCAUGAGUUCUGAUUUUGAGGGAGCUAUUGCUCUUGGGUCGGAUCAGGUUCGUGUCGGAACAACUAUUUUUGGGGAUCGGCCGCCUAAGUCGGAGGCUCGGGUUGUUUAG
This is a messenger RNA of Penicillium pulvis, 810 nucleotides long. Its product is annotated as YggS family pyridoxal phosphate enzyme. The transcript has a single exon. NCBI's taxonomy places the organism in Eukaryota, Fungi, Ascomycota, Eurotiomycetes, Eurotiales, Aspergillaceae. Gene Ontology annotation, molecular function: pyridoxal phosphate binding. Bases 1 to 810 code for a protein of 269 amino acids. Gene Ontology annotation, cellular component: intracellular anatomical structure. The record is from RefSeq and is a predicted model, not a curated record.